Molecule: messenger RNA, 11438 nt
Organism: Balaenoptera musculus (blue whale)
Lineage: Eukaryota; Metazoa; Chordata; Mammalia; Artiodactyla; Balaenopteridae
Gene: USP34
Product: ubiquitin specific peptidase 34
Exons: 80
Coding region: 120-10808 (3562 amino acids)
Biological process (GO): protein deubiquitination
Cellular component (GO): nucleus; cytosol
Molecular function (GO): cysteine-type endopeptidase activity; cysteine-type deubiquitinase activity
Source: RefSeq, a predicted model, not a curated record
UCGCCUCCCCGCCCCGCCGGCCGGCCGGCCCACUCCUCCGCCUCUCUCCCCUCCCCCCCGCCGGUCGGGAUCAGUCAGUGCGAUCCGAAGCGGGGGAGGGGGGGGGCGGCGGCCGAACGAUGUGCGAGAACUGCGCAGACCUGGUGGAGGUGUUAAAUGAAAUAUCCGAUAUAGAAGGUGGUGAUGGACUGCAGCUCAGAAAGGAACAUACUCUCAAAAUAUUUGCUUAUAUCAAUUCCUGGACACAGAGGCAAUGUCUAUGCUGCUUCAAAGAAUAUAAGCAUUUGGAGAUUUUUAACCAAGUAGUGUGUGCACUUAUUAACUUAGUGAUUGCCCAAGUUCAAGUGCUCCGGGACCAGCUUUGUAAACAUUGUACUACUAUUAACAUAGAUUCCACGUGGCAAGAUGAGAGUAAUCAAGCGGAAGAACCACUGAAUGUAGAAAGAGAGUGUAAUGAAGGAAGUACAGAAAGACAAAAAUCAAUAGAAAAAAAAUCAAACUCUACAAGAAUUUGUAAUUUGACUGAGGAGGAAUCUUCAAAGAGCUCUGAUCCUUUUAGUUUAUGGAAUACAGAUGAGAAGGAAAAACUGUUACUAUGUGUGGCAAAAAUUUUUCAAAUUCAGUUUCCCUUAUAUACUGCUUACAAACAUAAUACUCAUCCUACUAUAGAGGAUAUAUCAACCCAAGAAAGCAACAUAUUAGGGGCAUUCUGUGAUAUGAAUGAUGUAGAAGUACCAUUGCAUUUGCUUCGUUAUGUAUGUCUGUUUUGUGGGAAAAAUGGCCUUUCUCUCAUGAAGGACUGCUUUGAAUAUGGAACUCCUGAAACUUUGCCAUUUCUUAUAGCACAUGCAUUUAUUACAGUUGUAUCUAAUAUUAGAAUAUGGCUACAUAUCCCUGCUGUCAUGCAGCACAUUAUCCCUUUUAGGACAUAUGUUAUCAGGUAUUUAUGCAAGCUCUCUGAUCAGGAGUUAAGACAGAGUGCGGCUCGCAACAUGGCUGACUUAAUGUGGAGCACAGUGAAAGAACCAUUGGACACGACGUUAUGCUUUGAUAAAGAAAGCCUAGAUCUUGCAUUUAAGUACUUUAUGUCACCUACUUUGACUAUGAGGUUGGCUGGAUUAAGUCAGAUAACGAAUCAACUUCACACUUUCAAUGAUGUGUGCAAUAAUGAAUCAUUGGUAUCAGACACAGAAACGUCCAUUGCAAAAGAACUUGCAGACUGGCUUAUAAGCAACAAUGUGGUAGAGCAUAUAUUUGGACCAAAUUUACAUAUUGAGAUCAUCAAACAGUGCCAAGUGAUUUUGAAUUUUUUGGCAGCGGAAGGGCGACUGAGUACUCAGCAUAUUGACUGCAUUUGGGCUGCAGCACAGCUGAAACACUGUAGUCGGUAUAUACAUGACUUAUUUCCUUCACUCAUCAAGAAUUUGGAUCCAGUACCACUUAGACACCUUCUUAAUCUGGUCUCAGCUCUUGAACCAAGUGUUCAUACUGAACAGACACUGUACUUGGCAUCGAUGUUAAUUAAAGCAUUGUGGAAUAAUGCGCUAGCAGCUAAGGCCCAGCUAUCUAAACAGAGUUCUUUUGCAUCUUUACUAAACACUAAUCUUCCCAUUGGAAAUAAGAAAGAGGACGAAGAGCUCAGGAGAGCUGCACCAUCACCUUGGUCACCUGCAGCCAGUCCUCAAAGCAGUGAUAACAGCGAUACCCAUCAAAGUGGAGGCAGUGACAUUGAAAUGGAUGAGCAACUUAUUAAUAGAACCAAACAUGUGCAGCAGCGACUUUCAGAUACAGAGGAAUCCAUGCAGGGAAGUUCUGAUGAAACUGCCAACAGUGGUGAAGAUGGAAGCAGUGGUCCUGGUAGCAGUAGUGGACAUAGUGAUGGAUCUAGCAAUGAGGUGAAUUCUAGCCAUGCAAGCCAGUCAGCAGGGAGCCCUGGCAGUGAGGUACAGUCAGAAGACAUUGCAGAUAUUGAAGCCCUUAAAGAAGAAGAUGAAGAUGACGAUCAUGGUCAUAAUCCUUCUAAAAGCAGUUGUGGUACAGAUCAUCGGAACAGGAAAUUAGAAAGUCAAGCAGGCAUUUGCUUAGGGGAUUCCCAAGGUCCAUCAGAAAGAAGUGGGACAAGCAAUGGAACAGGAAAGGACCUGGUUUUUAACACUGAGUCAGUUCCAUCAGUAGAUAAUCGAAUACGAAUGCUAGAUGCCUGUUCACACUCUGAAGACCCAGAACAUGAUAUUUCAGGGGAAAUGAAUGCUGCUCAUAUAGCACAAGCAUCUCAGGAAUCUUGUAUUACACGCACUGGGGACUUUCUUGGGGAGACUAUUGGGAAUGAAUUAUUUAAUUGUCGGCAGUUUAUUGGUCCACAGCAUCACCACCACCACCACCACCAUCAUCACCACCACGAUGGUCAUAUGGUUGAUGAUAUGCUAAGUGCAGAUGAUGUCAGUUGCAGCAGCUCCCAGGUCAGUGCAAAAUCAGAAAAAAAUAUGGCUGAUUUUGAUGGUGAAGAAUCUGGGUGUGAAGAGGAGCUAGUUCAGAUUAAUUCACAUGCAGAGCUAACAUCUCAUCUCCAACAACAUCUUCCCAAUUUAGCAUCUAUUUACCAUGAACAUCUUAGUCAAGGACCUACAGUUCAUAAACAUCAAUUCAGCAGUAAUGCUGUAACAGACAUUAAUUUGGAUAACGUUUGCAAGAAAGGAAACACUUUGUUGUGGGAUAUAGUCCAAGAUGAUGAUGCAGUUAAUCUUUCUGAAGGAUUAAUAAAUGAAGCAGAGAAACUUCUCUGUUCCUUAGUAUGUUGGUUUACGGAUAGACAGAUUCGAAUGAGAUUCAUUGAAGGUUGCCUUGAAAAUUUAGGAAACAACAGAUCAGUAGUAAUUUCACUUCGUCUUCUUCCAAAACUGUUUGGUACUUUUCAGCAGUUUGGGAGCAGUUAUGAUACACAUUGGAUUACAAUGUGGGCAGAAAAAGAACUGAACAUGAUGAAGCUUUUCUUUGAUAAUUUGGUAUACUAUAUUCAAGCUGUAAGAGAAGGAAGACAGAAACAUGCACUGUACAGCCAUAGUGCCGAAGUUCAAGUGCGGCUUCAGUUCUUAACUUGCGUGUUUUCAACUCUGGGAUCUCCUGAUCAUUUCAGGUUAAGUUUGGAGCAAGUUGAUAUUUUAUGGCAUUGUUUAGUAGAAGAUUCUGAGUGUUAUGAUGACGCACUCCAUUGGUUUUUAAAUCAAGUUCGAAGUAAAGAUCAACAUGCUAUGGGAAUGGAAACCUACAAACAUCUUUUCCUGGAGAAGAUGCCCCAGCUAAAACCUGAAACGAUUAGCAUGACUGGCUUAAACCUAUUUCAGCAUCUCUGUAACUUGGCUCGAUUGGCUACCAGUGCCUAUGAUGGUGGUUCAAACUCUGAGCUUUGUGGUAUGGACCAAUUUUGGGGCAUUGCUUUAAGAGCACAGUCUGGGGAUGUCAGUCGAGCAGCUAUCCAGUAUAUUAACUCCUAUUAUAUUAAUGGUAAAACAGGUUUGGAGAAGGAGCAAGAAUUUAUUAGUAAGUGUAUGGAGAGUCUUAUGAUAGCUUCUAGCAGUCUUGAACAGGAAUCACACUCAAGUCUCACUGUUAUAGAAAGAGGACUCCUUAUGCUGAAGACACAUCUGGAAGCAUUUAGGAGAAGGUUUGCAUAUCAUCUCAGACAGUGGCAAAUUGAAGGCACGGGUAUUAGUAGUCAUUUGAAAGCACUGAGUGACAAACAGUCCCUGCCGUUAAGGGUUGUAUGCCAGCCAGCUGGACUCCCUGACAAGAUGACUAUUGAAAUGUAUCCUAGUGACCAGGUAGCAGAUCUUAGGGCUGAAGUAACUCAUUGGUAUGAAAAUUUACAGAAAGAACAAAUAAAUCAACAAGCUCAGCUUCAGGAGUUUGGUCAAAGCAGCCGAAAGGGAGAAUUUCCUGGAGGCCUUAUGGGACCAGUCAGGAUGAUUUCAUCUGGACAUGAAUUAACAACAGAUUAUGAUGAGAAAGCACUUCAUGAGCUUGGUUUUAAGGAUAUGCAGAUGGUAUUUGUAUCUUUGGGUGCACCAAGGAGAGAACGGAAAGGGGAAGGUGUUCAGCUGCCAGCAUCUUGCCUACCACCCCCUCAGAAGGACAACAUUCCGAUGCUUUUGCUUUUACAAGAACCUCAUUUAACUACUCUUUUUGAUUUAUUAGAGAUGCUCGCAUCAUUUAAACCACCCUCAGGAAGAAUGGCAAUUGAAGAUAGUGAGAGCUUAAGAUGUGAAGAACUUCAUCUUCAUGCAGAAAACCUCUCUAGGCGUGUAUGGGAGCUACUGAUGCUUCUUCCUACAUGUCCUAACAUGUUGAUGGCAUUCCAGAAUAUCUCAGAUGAACAGUGUAAUGAUGGACUUAAUUGGAAAGAACUGCUCAAAAUUAAGAGUGCUCACAAGCUAUUAUAUGCCCUGGAAAUUAUUGAAGCACUGGGAAAACCUAACAGAAGAAUAAGAAGAGAGUCAACGGGAAGUUAUAGUGAUCUUUAUCCAGAUUCAGAUGAUUCAAGUGAGGAUCAAGUGGAAAAUAGUAAAAAUUCCUGGAGUUGCAAGUUUGUUGCUGCUGGAGGGCUUCAACAGUUAUUAGAAAUUUUUAAUUCUGGAAUUCUAGAGCCAAAAGAGCAGGAAUCCUGGACUGUGUGGCAGCUAGACUGUCUUGCUUGCUUGCUGAAGUUAAUAUGCCAGUUUGCAGUAGAUCCAUCCGAUUUGGAUUUAGCUUAUCAUGAUGUCUUUGCCUGGUCUGGUAUAGCAGAAAGCCAUAGGAAAAGAACAUGGCCUGGCAAAUCGAGAAAGGCUGCUGGUGAUCAUGCCAAGGGUCUUCAUAUACCAAGAUUAACAGAGGUAUUUCUUGUUCUUGUCCAAGGAACCAGUUUGAUUCAGCGACUUAUGUCUGUUGCUUAUACGUAUGAUAAUCUGGCUCCUAGAGUUUUGAAAGCUCAGUCUGAUCACAGGUCUAGACAUGAAGUUUCACAUUAUUCAAUGUGGCUCUUGGUGAGUUGGGCUCAUUGCUGUUCUUUAGUGAAAUCUAGCCUUGCUGACAGUGAUCAUUUACAAGAUUGGCUAAAGAAAUUGACUCUCCUUAUUCCUGAGACUGCAGUCCGUCAUGAAUCUUGCAAUGGUCUUUAUAAGUUAUCUCUGUCAGGGCUGGAUGGAGGAGACUCAAUCAAUCGCUCUUUUCUGCUACUGGCUGCCUCAACAUUGCUGAAAUUUCUUCCAGAUGCUCAAGCACUCAAACCUAUUAGGAUAGAUGAUUAUGAAGAAGAACCAAUGUUAAAACCUGGAUGUAAAGAAUAUUUUUGGUUGUUGUGCAAAUUAGUUGACAACAUACAUAUAAAGGAUGCUAGUCAGACAACACUCCUCGACCUGGAUGCUUUGGCACGACAUUUAGCUGACUGUAUUCGAAGCAGGGAGAUCCUUGAUCAUCAAGAUGGGAAUAUAGAAGAUGAUGGGCUUACAGGACUCCUAAGGCUUGCAACAAGUGUUAUUAAACACAAACCACCCUUUAAAUUUUCAAGGGAAGGACAGGAAUUUUUAAGAGAUAUCUUCAAUCUCCUGUUUUUGUUGCCUAGUCUAAAAGAUAGACAACAGCCAAAGUGCAAAUCACAUUCUUCGAGAGCUGCUGCUUAUGAUUUGUUAGUGGAGAUGGUAAAGGGAUCUGUCGAAAACUACAGAUUAAUACAUAACUGGGUUAUGGCACAACACAUGCAGUCUCAUGCACCUUAUAAAUGGGACUACUGGCCUCAUGAAGAUGUCCGUGCUGAGUGUAGAUUUGUUGGCCUGACUAACCUUGGAGCUACUUGUUACUUGGCUUCUACUAUUCAGCAACUUUACAUGAUACCCGAGGCAAGACAGGCUGUCUUCACUGCUAAGUAUUCUGAAGAUAUGAAGCACAAGACCACUCUCCUGGAGCUUCAAAAAAUGUUUACAUAUUUAAUGGAGAGUGAAUGCAAAGCAUAUAAUCCUAGACCCUUUUGUAAAACAUACACCAUGGAUAAGCAGCCUCUGAACACUGGGGAGCAGAAAGAUAUGACAGAGUUUUUUACUGAUCUGAUUACUAAAAUUGAAGAAAUGUCUCCAGAACUGAAAAAUACUGUCAAAAGUUUGUUUGGAGGUGUAAUUACAAACAAUGUUGUAUCCUUGGAUUGUGAACAUGUUAGUCAGACUGCUGAAGAGUUUUACACCGUGAGGUGCCAGGUGGCUGAUAUGAAGAACAUUUAUGAAUCUCUUGAUGAAGUUACUAUUAAAGAUACUUUAGAAGGUGACAACAUGUAUACUUGUUCUCAUUGUGGGAAGAAAGUACGAGCUGAAAAAAGAGCAUGUUUUAAGAAAUUGCCUCGGAUUCUGAGUUUCAAUACUAUGAGGUAUACAUUUAAUAUGGUCACGAUGAUGAAAGAGAAAGUGAACACACACUUUUCCUUCCCAUUACGUUUGGAUAUGACACCCUAUACAGAAGAUUUUCUGAUGGGAAAGAGUGACAGGAAAGAAGGUUUCAAGGAAGUCAGUGAUCAUUCAAAAGACGCAGAGAGCUAUGAGUAUGACUUGAUAGGAGUGACUGUUCACACAGGAACAGCAGAUGGUGGACACUAUUACAGCUUCAUUAGAGAUAUAGUCAAUCCUCAUGCUUAUAAAAACAAUAAAUGGUAUCUUUUUAAUGAUGCUGAGGUAAAACCUUUUGAUUCUGCUCAACUUGCCUCUGAAUGUUUUGGUGGAGAGAUGACGACCAAGACCUAUGAUUCUGUUACAGAUAAAUUUAUGGAUUUCUCCUUUGAAAAGACACACAGUGCUUAUAUGCUGUUUUACAAACGCAUGGAACCAGAGGAAGAAAAUGGCAAAGAAUACAAAUUUGAUGUUUCAUCUGAAUUACUAGAGUGGAUUUGGCAUGAUAACAUGCAGUUUCUUCAAGACAAAAACAUUUUUGAACAUACAUAUUUUGGGUUUAUGUGGCAGUUGUGUAGUUGUAUUCCCAGUACAUUACCAGAUCCUAAAGCUGUGUCCUUAAUGACAGCAAAGUUAAGCACUUCCUUUGUCCUAGAGACAUUUAUUCAUUCAAAAGAAAAGCCCACAAUGCUUCAGUGGAUUGAACUGUUGACCAAACAAUUUAAUAAUAGUCAAGCAGCUUGUGAGUGGUUUUUGGACCGCAUGGCUGAUGAUGAUUGGUGGCCAAUGCAGAUACUAAUUAAGUGCCCUAAUCAAAUUGUGAGACAGAUGUUUCAGCGUUUGUGUAUCCAUGUGAUUCAGAGACUUAGACCUGUGCAUGCUCAUCUCUAUCUACAGCCAGGAAUGGAAGAUGGGUCUGAUGAUAUGGAUGCUUCAGUAGAAGAUAUAGGUGGUCGUUCAUGUGUCACUCGAUUUGUGAGAACUCUGUUAUUAAUCAUGGAACAUGGUGUAAAGCCUCACAGUAAACAUCUUACAGAAUAUUUUGCCUUCCUUUAUGAAUUUGCCAAAAUGGGUGAAGAAGAGAGCCAGUUUUUGCUUUCACUGCAAGCCAUAUCUACAAUGGUACAUUUUUACAUGGGAACCAAAGGACCUGAAAAUCCUCAAGUUGAAGUGUUGUCAGAGGAAGAAGGGGAAGAAGAGGAGGAGGAAGAAGAUAUACUCUCUCUGGCAGAAGAAAAAUACAGGCCAGCUGCUCUUGAAAAAAUGAUAGCUUUAGUUGCUCUUUUGGUUGAACAGUCUCGCUCAGAAAGGCAUUUGACAUUAUCACAGACUGACAUGGCGGCAUUAACAGGAGGAAAGGGAUUUCCCUUCUUGUUUCAACAUAUUCGUGAUGGCAUCAAUAUAAGACAAACUUGUAAUCUGAUUUUCAGCCUUUGUCGAUACAAUAAUCGACUUGCAGAACAUAUUGUAUCUAUGCUUUUCACAUCAAUAGCAAAAUUGACUCCUGAGGCAGCCAAUCCUUUCUUUAAAUUGUUGACUAUGCUAAUGGAGUUUGCUGGUGGACCUCCAGGAAUGCCUCCCUUUGCAUCUUACAUUCUGCAGAGGAUAUGGGAGGUAAUUGAAUACAAUCCUUCUCAGUGUCUGGAUUGGUUGGCAGUGCAGACACCCCGAAAUAAACUGGCACACAGCUGGGUCCUACAGAAUAUGGAAAACUGGGUCGAGCGGUUUCUUUUGGCUCACAAUUAUCCUAGAGUCAGGACUUCUGCAGCUUAUCUUCUGGUGUCCCUUAUACCAAGCAAUUCAUUCCGCCAGAUGUUCCGGUCAACAAGGUCUUUGCACAUCCCAACCCGUGACCUUCCACUCAGUCCAGACACAACAGUAGUCCUACAUCAGGUCUACAACGUGCUCCUUGGUUUGCUCUCAAGAGCCAAACUUUAUGUUGAUGCUGCUGUUCAUGGCACUACAAAGCUAGUGCCCUAUUUUAGCUUUAUGACUUACUGUUUAAUUUCCAAAACUGAGAAGCUGAUGUUUUCCACAUAUUUCAUGGAUUUGUGGAACCUUUUCCAGCCUAAACUUUCUGAGCCAGCAAUAGCCACAAAUCACAAUAAACAGGCUUUGCUUUCAUUUUGGUACAAUGUGUGUGCUGACUGUCCAGAGAAUAUCCGCCUUAUUGUUCAGAACCCAGUGGUAACCAAGAACAUUGCCUUCAAUUACAUCCUUGCUGACCAUGAUGAUCAGGAUGUGGUGCUUUUUAACCGUGGGAUGCUGCCUGCCUACUACGGCAUUCUGAGGCUCUGCUGUGAACAGUCUCCUGCAUUUACACGACAACUGGCUUCUCACCAGAACAUUCAGUGGGCCUUUAAGAAUCUUACACCACAUGCCAGCCAAUACCCUGGAGCAGUAGAAGAACUAUUUAACCUGAUGCAGCUGUUCAUAGCUCAGAGGCCAGAUAUGAGAGAAGAAGAAUUGGAAGAUAUUAAACAGUUUAAGAAAACAACCAUAAGUUGUUACUUACGUUGCUUAGACGGCCGCUCCUGCUGGACUACUUUAAUAAGUGUUCUGUUCAGAUUCAGAGUUCUCAAACUGGACUCUGUAUUUUCUAGUGCCUUCAGAAUACUAUUAGAAUCUGAUGAAGACAGACUUCUUGUUGUAUUUAAUCGAGGGUUGAUCCUGAUGACUGAGUCUUUCAACACACUGCACAUGAUGUAUCAUGAAGCCACAGCUUGCCACGUGACUGGAGACUUAGUAGAACUUCUGUCAAUAUUCCUUUCAGUUUUGAAGUCUACUCGCCCAUAUCUUCAGAGAAAAGAUGUGAAACAAGCAUUAAUCCAGUGGCAGGAGCGAAUUGAAUUUGCCCAUAAACUGUUAACUCUUCUUAAUUCCUAUAGCCCUCCAGAACUUAGAAAUGCCUGUAUAGAUGUCCUCAAGGAACUUGUGCUUUUGAGUCCCCAUGACUUUCUUCAUACUCUGGUUCCAUUUCUACAACACAACCAUUGUACUUACCAUCACAGUAAUAUACCAAUGUCUCUUGGACCUUAUUUCCCUUGUCGAGAAAAUAUCAAGCUAAUAGGAGGGAAAAGCAAUAUUCGGCCUCCGCGCCCUGAACUCAAUAUGUGCCUCUUGCCCACAAUGGUGGAAACCAGUAAGGGCAAAGAUGACGUUUAUGAUCGUAUGCUGCUAGACUACUUCUUUUCUUAUCAUCAAUUCAUCCAUCUAUUAUGCCGAGUUGCAAUCAACUGUGAAAAAUUUACUGAAACAUUAGUUAAGCUGAGUGUCCUAGUUGCCUAUGAAGGCUUGCCACUUCAUCUUGCACUGUUCCCCAAACUUUGGACUGAGCUAUGCCAGACUCAGUCGGCUAUGUCAAAAAACUGCAUCAAGCUUUUGUGUGAAGAUCCCGUUUUUGCAGAAUAUAUAAAAUGUAUCCUAAUGGAUGAAAGAACUUUCCUGAACAACAACAUUGUCUACACAUUCAUGACACACUUUCUUCUAAAGGUUCAAGGUCAGGUGUUUUCUGAAGCAAACUGUGCCAAUUUGAUCAGCACCCUUAUUACAAACUUGAUAAAUCAGUAUCAGAAUCUGCAGUCUGAUUUCACCAACAGAGUUGAAAUUUCCAAAGCAAGUGCUGCUUUAAAUGGGGACUUGCGGGCACUUGCUUUGCUCCUGUCGGUACACACUCCCAAACAAUUAAACCCAGCUCUAAUUCCUACUCUGCAAGAGCUUUUAAGCAAAUGCAGGACUUGUCUGCAGCAGAGAAACUCACUCCAAGAGCAAGAAGCCAAAGAAAGAAAAACUAAAGAUGAUGAAGGGGCAACUCCUGUUAAAAGAAGGCGCGUUAGCAGUGACGAGGAGCACACUGUAGACAGCUGCAUCAGUGACAUGAAAACGGAGACCAGGGAGGUCCUGACCCCAACUAGCACUUCAGACAAUGAGACAAGAGACUCCUCAAUUAUCGACCCAGGAACUGAGCAAGAUCUUCCUUCCCCUGAAAAUAGUUCUGUUAAAGAAUACCGAAUGGAAGUUCCAUCUUCGUUUUCAGAAGACACGUCAAAUAUCAGGUCACAGCAUGCGGAAGAACAGUCCGACAAUGUUAGAUUUGAAGACUGUAAAGAAUUUAAAGACCUCCACUGUUCCAAGGAUUCUACCCUUGCUGAGGAAGAAUCUGAGUUCCCUUCGACUUCUCUCUCUGCAGUUCUGUCUGACUUAGCUGACUUGAGAAGCUGUGACGGUCAAGCUUUGCCCUCCCAGGACCCUGAGGCUGCUUUAUCACUCAGUUGUGGCCAUUCCAGAGGACUCUUUAGUCACAUGCAGCAGCACGACAUUUUAGAUACCCUGUGUAGGACCAUUGAAUCUACAAUCCAUGUGGUCACGAGGAUAUCUGGCAAAGGAAACCAAGCUGCUUCUUGACAUUAGAUGUAGCAUGUCUACUUUUAAGGUCACCCCUCACCCCCAAUGCUGUUUGUAUAAGUUUUGCUUAUUUCUGUUUUUGUGCUUCAGUUUGUCCAGUGCUCUCUGCUUGAAUGGCAAGAUAGAUUUAUAGGCUUAAUUCUUGGUCAGGCAGAACUUCAGAUGAAAAAAUUUGCAUCUUCAGUAUACUUUCUAAAGGGCAAUCAGAUAAUGAAUAUGUUUUAUGUAAUUAAGAGUUCACUGUAGUGGCUUUCAUUUAAUAUGGCUGUCUGGGAGGAACAGGGUUCCCUGGCCCUGUACAAUGUAAUUUAAACUUAACAGCAUUUUUACUGUGUAUAAUAUGGUGUCCUCUGUGCCAGUUUUGUACCUUAUAAUAGAGGCAGAUUGCCUCCGAUCGCUGUGGUUCUUAUUAUCAAAAUUAAGUUUACUUGUAUACGGAACAACCACAAGAAAUUUGAUUCUGUAAAGAAUCCUCUUUAGCUGUGGCCUGGCAGUAUAUAAAUGGUGCUUUAUUUAACAGAAUACCUGUGGAGGAAAUAAAGCACACUUGAUGUAAAAAUAAUUGUUUUAUUUUUAUUGACAUGACUGAUUGCUAUUCUGUGCACUUAAUUAAACUGAUUGUGAUGACUU